This is a messenger RNA of Miscanthus lutarioriparius, 1089 nucleotides long. Lineage: Eukaryota; Viridiplantae; Streptophyta; Magnoliopsida; Poales; Poaceae. The record is from the annotation of a GenBank genome assembly.
AUGUCAUCCAUGGGACCCUUCCAUCAGCUGCGCAGGUGUAAGUACACUUUCCCCUACUUCUCAUCCUGGGGGGAAAAAAAUGGGUACGGGACUCCGUACGCGGCACCGUGCGGCUACCCAGUGAACCCGCGACACGUUGAUCUUCAGUUCCGAUUCUGCCGAGCCAAUUUUACCGAGCCUGCCACACGUCGUCAACUGAGUGGACAGCUGUGCAUGCAUCGGCUUACGAUAUCUGAGUCUGAGAUCAGAAAAGAACAAGAUAACAAAGGGGAAAGGUGCGACGUGCGAGCAAUGGACGCUGACGCCGGGCCAGAGCGAUACGGGUGCGCGCACUACAGGAGGAAAUGCAAGAUACGGGCGCCGUGCUGCGGCGAGGUAUUUGACUGCAGGCACUGCCACAACGAAGCCAAGGAUUCACUUGAGGUCAGCAUCCAAGACCGCCACGUGGUUCCCCGUCACGACAUCAAGCUGGUUAUCUGCUCGCUCUGCGAUAAAGAACAGGAUGUACAACAAGAUUGUUCAAAUUGUGGAGCAUGUCUCGGUAAAUACUUCUGCGCGAAAUGCAACUUCUUCGAUGAUGAUGUAUCAAAGAAUCAGUUUCACUGUGAUGGAUGCGGCAUAUGUAGAACUGGUGGUGCAGAGAAUUUCUAUCACUGUGAUAAAUGCGGUUGCUGCUAUACCUCUCUGUUGAAGGAUUCUCACCAUUGCGUGGACAGAGCUAUGCAUCACAACUGCCCCGUAUGCAUUGAGUAUCUAUUCGACUCGACGAAAGCUAUCAGUGUGCUCCAUUGCGGACACACGAUUCACCUGGAAUGCCUGUACGAGAUGAGAACGCAUCAGCAGUUCUCAUGCCCGGUUUGCCUGAGGUCUGCCUGCAACAUGUCCGACAUAUGGCAAAAGCUCGAUCAAGAGGUUGCAGCGUCCCCGAUGCCGGCGAUUUAUCAGAAGAAGAUGAUAUGGAUCCUUUGCAACGACUGUGGCAUGACGUCGAACGUGCACUUCCACAUCUUGGCGCACAAGUGCCCUGGAUGCAGCUCUUACAACACCCGGCAGACGAGGGGCGAUCCAGCUGCAUGCUCCAGAGUUUGA